Messenger RNA from Actinia tenebrosa (Australian red waratah sea anemone), 8637 nucleotides. Its product is annotated as protein sidekick-2. The record is from RefSeq and is a predicted model, not a curated record. NCBI's taxonomy places the organism in Eukaryota, Metazoa, Cnidaria, Anthozoa, Actiniaria, Actiniidae. Gene Ontology annotation, molecular function: protein binding.
UUGAAAAAGUUUGCAAGAAAAGCAAGGAGUGUGACAUUUGGACCACACGUAGUUCCUCGAAGUAUAAAUUUUUAUGUCUUGACUUCAAACAUUUGAAAGAUCUACGAGUUUUGGUCCUUGUUUAUUAUAUACAAAUUGGUUCGAAAUUCAAGUCAUAAAUGGUCCAUUAGCCUAUUGUGGAUACUAGUCAACAACUUGAAAAGGAACAGUACUGUAUACGUUUGGACUGUCAGAACUACCGAUCGAAUACCUCUAUGAUCCACCGUUAAAUCUAGGAAUUUUUAAAUGCACAUGGAUCUAACGGAGAGAGAGCAAAAGUUAGGAUAUAAGCAAGAAUCAAGAGGAGAAAGUGUGUCUACGACUUACAAUCCGAGUCAUUAAGGAUCGUUGUCAACAAACCAGGAUUUAAAACUCUGAAUAGUAUGAUGAGGUUGGGGUUAGGAAUUCUUCAUGUCGUCUUUCUUACGCGGAUAGCCACCAAUGCAGAUAAACCUCCAUCAUUUCAUUUAAGUAAUAGCUUACCAGCAGAUAGUAUUGGAGUAAUAGCAGAGGGAAAUACAGUAACAUUUUCAUGCAAAGCAGAUGGCAAUGGUCAAUAUACAUAUUCUUAUAUUGCUACUAAUUUAAAUGGAAGCCCAAGAAACCUUAACCUUGAUUCAAGAUAUUCAAUACAUCAAGAUGGCCGGCUGGUGAUUACUAAUGCCAGUCAUGCAAAGGAUGAUGGGUACUAUCACUGUGUGGCAAGGAAUAAUUAUGGAGCUGCUGUAUCAAGAAAAGCUAAGCUUCGCAUUGCUUAUCUCACCAUUCCAAGUAAUUCUGCAAACCUUAUAACUAGAACAGUUAACAUGUAUGACAGCUUCAAGUUUACCCACUCCUUGACAGACACCUUCCCAGACUACCCAAACACAACCUACACUUGGAAAAAAGGUGGUACCAUCAUUUCAGAGGAUAAUCGCAUCAGCAUUUCACAGGCUGGCAAUUUGUACAUUGCAUACCUUCAGUUAAGUGAUCCCGCAAUUUAUACUUCUGAUGUUAAAAAUACGGUGACAUCAACAAAGUACAGCAGGCCAAAUAUUGAACUGAACUUGAAUCAUGCUAAUGAACCAUCAUCCUUAAAAUCCAUUAUUAUGCUGGGUCCUUCCGCUAAAGUUGCUGUACAUGGCAAGAAAGAGAGUGUGUUGUUUGAAUGCUUCGCGCAUGGCAAACCUCUGCCCACCAUAACAUGGAAGAAAGACGGCCAAGUGAUCUCAUCUAGUGAUAAAUACAGCAUACGAGACUACAACAAAAGAUUGACGAUCAAAGAUGUUGUGUCUAGUGACCAGGGCGCUUAUUCGUGUCAUGUCAGCAACCCUAAAAGUGCUGGAGCUGGCACUAGAAGUGGAAGUCUUACUGUCUAUGUCCCACCAACAUUUACUAAAAAAGCGAGCGAUGCAUCACAAAGAGUUCUAAAUUCUAUAAAGUUUAGCUGCUCUGCCACAGGGAGCCCACUACCUCAGAUUGAUUGGUACCACAAUGGUGAACUUGUGACAGCAGGAAGUAGUGCUCGUAAAACUAUCAGUAACAACGAGUUGACUAUAAGCUCUCUUAUCGAUAACGACCGUGGGGUGGUUCAGUGUGUGGCGUGGAACAGGGCUGGUCACGUGGUAGCAUCAGCACAGCUUACUAUCAAAGGUGUUCCUGUUUGGAUCGAUGCACCGCCUAAAGAUCGUACAGCAACGUUAGGAGAGACUAUUGAAUUGAUUUGCCAGGCAAGAGGAACCACCACACCAACCAUUACAUGGAAAAAAGAUGGCACCUUUAUCCAGCUCGAUGCUCCUGGUUCUCGCUUUCAUGUCAAGUCUUCAGGCUCCAUUCAGAUAACGAAUACUCAAAAGUCUGACUCAGGAAAAUACACUUGUGUUGCAUCAACAUCUGAAGGCUCCAAGAAUGCUAGUGCUGUUCUGACAAUAUUAAGUAAAACAAGCAUCUCAAUUCCUUUACCCAGUACCAUUUAUGCUGUAAAAGGUCAGCCAAAGGUUCUGGCGUUCCAAGUUACGCAAGAUCAAGGCGUUGCCGUGUCCUUCUCGUGGACCAAAGAUGGUUCGUCGAUCAUGGACUCUAGAUUCCAAAUCUUGGCUAAUGGGUCGCUUUAUAUUUCUCGUGUGCAAGACUCAGACGUUGGCACCUACAAAUGUGUUGUAACUUCACCUCUUGGCAAUGCAUCUACAAGUGGAAGAAUGGUUGUCCAAGAAGCACCAUUGAGUCCAACAAGACCUGUCGUGGUCCAGAUCCAGACAACCUCGGUUCGACUUUCCUGGCGACCGCCUGGGUACGACGGAAACAGUGCCAUUAUAUCGUAUAAAGUUGAAAAUAUGAAAGAGGGUGACGUGUGGAAGGUUGCCUUGGAAAACAUAAAUCCGUCCUCGUAUGUGACUGCAGUCGUGACAGGUCUGUCUCCUAACACUCGAUAUACCUUCCGUGUACGAGCUGUCAAUAGUGUAGGGGUUGGUCUUCCCAGUGAUGCUACUGCUUAUGUAACUACAUACUCUGCACCUCCUUCUCAACCUCCAAAUAAUGUAUAUGCUACGUCAGCAAGCACUGAGUCCAUUCUUGUUCAGUGGAAGGCGCCACCAGAUGACUCCCAUAAUGGCCAAUUGCAAGGGUAUCGAAUCGCCUACCGACAGUCCGGUGUGCAAGGCAGCUCUUUUACCAUCGUGGAUAUUACCGACGGUCUUGCUGCCAAAGGCACAAUAACUGGAUUGCUGAGAUGGACUGAAUAUGAAAUAAAAGUACAGGCCUAUAAUAGUGCUGGAUCUGGUCCUUUCAGUCGACCCAUUCUUCGUAUGACUGGGGAAGGAGCUCCUGGAGCUCCUGUUCAGAAUCUUAAGAUCGUUAGGAUCAACCCAAGCUCGGUCGAACUACAAUGGAAUCCUCCGCCACAGAAACAAUGGAACGGAAACCUAAAAUAUUAUAAGCUCCAGGCCUGGGAACCAAGUACUCCAAGAGUGAUCACUACACAAACAAUCAAUCAUGACAGUAGCCAAUCGGUUCAGCGCGGUACUUUAUCAAACUUAAAAGAGUACACUUACUACGAGAUUGUUGUUAUAGCUGUGAAUGGUGCUGGUAAUAGUCCUAAAAGUACUAAGCUGUUGGUAAAAACGCAACAAGGAUUACCUGACGCCGUGUCAUUUCUUAGCAUCUCUGAAGUCUAUUCUGAUGGAUUUCGAGUAAACUGGGGUCGUCCUACUCAAGUGAAUGGCUUACUUGUGGCGUACGAAGUGCAGUAUUGGCGCAAUGACUCCAAAUCACUGACUUUCAGAAAGGAGCGCAUUAAAAACGAUACCAUGGCGUAUGUGUCUACGGGAUUAAUCCCGAGAACGUUAUAUACGGUAAAUGUUGCCGCGGAAACUGCAGCUGGUCUGGGAAGUUUUAGAUGGUUGAAUGUCAGAACCGUGGAUUCACCAGUUCGUCCCGAUCCCCCAUCCAAUCUUGAAGUCGUCGAAACACGACCUUGGGAGGUCCUCCUGAGAUGGACCCAAGGAUUUUCUGGUCGAGCGCCAAUCACGAUGUACAAAAUCGAAUACAACAACGAUUCCUUUUACGAACCUAUAACAGCCAAGUGGAAUACAGGACUCACCGUCCAGGACGCCCAUAAAGUCUAUCAGCUUUUUCCUCUUGUGGUUCCACAUCUAAGACCUCAUACGGAGUACCGCUUUCGAGUGAUUGCCGUAAAUAGAGUUGGCCCUAGUCCUCCAAGUAAUGUCUCGCAGAGUGUGACAACACUUGAAGCCGCACCAUCUUUGCCUCCGAGUGAGUUGAUGGUUCAUCAACGUGACCGUACAGAUGAAUUAGAGAUAAGUUGGAAGAUCCCACCAAGAGUUUCCUGGAACAGUGCAUUCAUUGGCUAUAUCAUCACUUUCGAGCCAUCAAGUUCAUCACAACACAUCCUAAAGAUUCAGGUCCCUAAUUCGCACUCGACUAGAUACAUCGUAGGAGGUCUACUGAGAUACACUAGGUACAAGAUCUCAAUCAUGUCGUAUAACCUCAAUGGUAAAGGCACAAGUAAUAAAACUACUGAUAUAUUUUAUACAACAGCUGAAGGAGCUCCAACAGUAUCCCCGUCAAAUGUACGAACCAAAGUUAUUACCUCAACGGAGAUUGAAGUGAGUUGGGGACCAGUACCUGAAGUUGGACGAAAUGGAAAGAUUCUUGGUUACCAGAUUUUCUACAGAGUGGCAGAUAAAACUAUCGAGAAAAUCACUGAAAUCAAAAGCUCCGAAACUUACUCCAUCAAGAUCUCAGGCCUGGAAAGCUUUGUUGUGUACGAGUUUGAAAUACUUGCAUACACACGGUAUGGGCCUGGGCCUAGAAGCAGAGUCGUGAGAGCAAAGACCCUGGAGUCUACACCCGAUCCACCUGCCCGAGUCCGCUUUCCUGAGGUCAACAGAAAUUGGCUAAAGAUAGCCUGGGACCCCCCGGUUUAUCCCCAUGGUAACAUUACCGGGUAUCGGGUUGCAUACCGACGUAACGACAGUUCGAGUUCAUAUGAACGUGAAGAUUCCAAUGUGGCACCAUCGAGGCGGUUACUCCUGUACACUGUGUUGACACCGGAAACAUUUUAUCGAUUCUUCGUUUGGGCCAAAACCACAAAAGGAUGGGGACCUGCGUCACAAGAAGUUGUCUAUACGACUGACAAAAGAGUUGCUCCAGACACUCCAUUCAUAUUUCCAAUUCCUACCGAGUGUAUUUUUGAGCGUGCAAUCACCAUCGAAUGGCGAAUCAACGAGCAUCCCAAGAAUCCUUACAGGCAUUUCACGCUUCAGUUUGAAGCAAACAGUGGGGGCUGGUUGUUCUACUCCGCCGAUCUGGACGCCAAGCUAAGAAAACUUAAAGUAGAAGGUUUGUUGCCAGGGACGCGUUACAGGUUCCGUAUCAAGGCAACCAAUGAUGUGGCAGACAGUGAGUAUAGCUCACCAUCAGAAGAAGUUACAACGAACCCAACAGCUCCAACGGGUGCUCCACGAGACGUCCGAAUCAAAGCAGUCUCUUCAAAUUCUCUCCUCGUUGAAUGGGCGGCUCCUAUCCCAGAAGAACUGGGCGGUACACUCCAGGGCUUUACACUCAAAUACAAAGAGGACGGUUCACUGUCCUUCUUAACAGUAUCAAAACUUGCAGCCGAUGUACGCAAGUACACCAUUACUGGCCUGAAAGUCUUCACUACAUAUUACAUUGUUAUAUCUGCUGUCAAUCAAAAAGGAACUGGAGUAUUUACACCCGAACUACCUGGAACUACAGGAGAAUUAGCACCAACUAAAGGACCAUCUGAGGUUAGCCAUGGCACUGUUACGAAGACUUCGAUUCAUAUUAAAUGGAAAGCUCCUCCAAUGUCAACAAUGAAUGGUUACCUACAAGGAUACAAGGUAUACUAUGAGGGCCGUACUCCUAGCCGGCGCCGCCGCCGUUCGAUUGAUAGCUGUCAAUCAAACAAUUUGCCAAAAUACAAAGACGUAGAUCAUGAUAAGACUGAAACUACUAUUACCAAUCUGCGGAAGUUUGUAGCAUAUUCUAUAUGGGUACGAGCAUACAACUCUAAGGGUGAAAGCCCAAAAAGUGAAGUGACUAUUGCGACAACUCUUCCUGAUGUCCCUGGACCAAUAACUGGCUUUGAACCGGAUGCUGUCUACAACAGCAGAGUAGAUCUAUCCUGGCACGAUCCCUGUGAGCCAAACGGUCGAAUAAUCUCAUUCGAAAUAACUUACUUCACAAGCUCGGCUAAAUCGGACACGUCAACCAUAAAACUGAGCUCUGAAAAGAGGUCCUAUACUAUUACGGGUCUAACAAUGCUUGCAGAAUAUACAUUCCAGAUCAGACUGCAAAACCACAUCGACUUUGGACCUUACUCGACAUUCGUGGCGAGGACCAAGGGGCCAGCUGUCCUACCAGGAACCCCUGGUAAGCCCUUCGUCAGGGCAUCGAGUGACAGUGCAGUGAUCUCAUGGCAAAAUGGUCACAGUGGUAACGUGCCCUUCAUCAAGUUUGAGAUUCAGUACAGAAUACCAGGCCAAGGGGAUUUUAAAACCAAGUGGACUAUCAAACCAGAAGAGCUGCAGAAGAACAAGACAUUCGUGUCGUGUAUCGUUGGGAACCUUAAGCCAAAGACAUCGUAUCAAUUUCGUAUCAUUGCCUGGAAUGAAGUAGGGAAGUCACCACCUUCACCACCUUCGGAUAUAUCCCCGACAAGUGAAGGUAUCAUACGAAGUCCUUUACCGAUGCACAAAAAAACCUGGUUUAUCUCAGUGACUGCUGUUCUUGGAGUUAUUCUUCUACUUGUGAUCAUCGGCAUCAUAUUCAUUUGUAUACGACGACGAAAAGAGCGCAAGGCUGACCGUCUGAGUAAUGUAGGAAGCAGCACGACUCGUAACACACUGGAAAUGAACGAUGUUAGGAGUGGUUCCAUACCAGCACUUCACAUUUCGUACCGUGACCCGAACGACGAGGAGGUUGAAGUCAGCAGUAUUGGCAGCAAGGAAGGUUUGUCAUGUGAAGAAGGAAGCGAGCCAUCCGCAGGAGAUGAAAAUUACAACGAGAAAGACAAGAUCUCGUUCGUGGAUCACUACGCCAAUGAUCCAAGUCACCAGUCAUGGAGAAACUCGCUACAUCAUCCAGGAAGUUCGCGAGCUCAAUAUGACGACGAUCAACUUGUUAGUAUUGUUGACAAUGCUCCAAGGCCAAGAUUUAAGUCAUUUUCUUCUUUGGAAGACAAAGAUAUGAUUAUUCCCCCUCCCCCUCCAUACGAAAGUCAACCCGAAGACAAUAACGACGAAGAUAUUGACAAUCUUCCAACAGAAGCAGUGACGUCAUUUAUGUCACCCGAAUACGAAGCUGAAAAGGCUAGGUCGCUUACUCGUCCAAGGAGCGCGAUGUUGAGACAGCCGCCAUACAGCAGCCGUGAAGAACUUGAUACUAAACCACCGUUAGACGGUAGCAAGAGCCGUAUUGAAGGAUACCGAGAUCAUAGAAGUACAGAUGAUUUGAGGACUGUUCCACGAAGCAGCCGGGACCGUCUGGACCACCAAAAUUAUAAAGAUCCUAUACGGGAUGGUUUCGUAGGAUAUGGGACUCUUCCAAAUUCACUUAGUCAACCAAGAUAUCCAAGUUUCCGAAACGCGUAUAGGAGACCUCGGGAAAACGCACCAGAUUCAGAGGGCUCAGAAAGGUCAUCCUCAAGCAACGACUACCGCGACACUCGUAAAUUACUCCGCGGUAAAAGUCCAAGCAGCUCCAAAUAUCCCCGAGCGGGUUAUGGUGAGGAGCCUGUUGGUAGAAGACGAAACAGGCCGCCAAAUCUACUGAUAGGGGAUAGGAACAAUCGAAGAGACCCACACUACAGUCACAGCACUUCCUCGGGUACCCCGACCUCGCCUUUGUCCCCUGCACCCUCGUAUCAUAGCUCGUAUGAUCCUUAUGAUGCUUCAGAUAUCCAAUAUAGAACACUACCUAACCGGUCUAGGCUACCCAGCUACAAUAGCAGCCAACAAGCACAGGGACCCCAACAUGCUAUGCCGCGAAAACAACCUAUGAUGUAUUUAGAAAACGGAUUCGUCCAACCGGAUCCUAAUGAUGACAUACAAAUAUCUGCCUAUCAAUCAUUUGUGUGAAAUAMAAAGAACAUGUGAUCAGAUCACGUGAUGCAUAGUAAAAUGAGGAUGCCUGGCUAGGUUGAAGAUGAGGUACAUGGCUGUAUCAGAUCUACCCUAGAUCUGGCUUUAAACACUUUACAUGGUGGUUUGAAUGGAUAAAGAUAGACACAGUGGCCAAGAUAAAAAAAGGGCCUUAAAGAUCUUAUAGGAAAACAGGCGUGAUAUGCUUAGGUGUUUUUUGUAGAAAAAGGAUCAGGCCAUUAGAAUAGAUUGUAAGAGGAUGUUCAAAGACACAAGAUUAACAAUGAAAAAGGCUGAUGUUCAGUCUUCUUACGGAAUAAAGAAGUCACAUUACUUUAUUUUAAUUGAAGAGAUGUGCUACAUGGGGUGCGACCUGAAACACUGCUGCCAAUUUUAAAAGAUGCUGUUGAAGAGCAUUUGUCUACAGCCAACAAGAAUUCAAAGCUACUGAAUUGCAAUUAAAAACACUGACAAAUGUACCCAACAGCUUUGUUUCAUCCGUUUCGUACCUUUUAAAAUUCCCACAGCUUAGAAGAAUUUUUUUUAAUAAAAAGAAUAACAGAAGACUUGAAAUACAACAGCAACAAAAUAUUUUGAUACGAAAGACAAAUAUUUUUGGCGUAAAUUUUGAGGAAAUGAUUGUAGUCGCCAAACGAGUUAUUCCAUGAGAGAAGACUAGGAAUAAUAUUAUAAUUCAUUAAUUUUGUCAUCGAUAGUUUCUUUAGUUUUGGAGAAUGUUUGAAUUUGUUCAAAGAAAUUGAAUCUGCAUUCUCGCAAACACUAACAGAAGUAAAAGAUUAACUUUGGAAACUUUACGAAAAUUAAAGCCAACUGACUGCUCUAGUUUAGAAUAAAAAUAAAAGCUAUUUAAAGAAGAAACAAGAAUAUUUUGUAAGUUUUUUGUCAAGUUGUAGUAAUAUUUUUGUAAACAGUUGCUGGUAUAAAAGUUGUAAAAGAAUAAAUAAUAACAAGAGUAUCGCAAGAUACUGAUAAGUAA